This is a messenger RNA of Emericellopsis atlantica, 2190 nucleotides long. RefSeq lists its product as uncharacterized. The transcript has 6 exons. Gene Ontology annotation, molecular function: DNA-binding transcription factor activity, RNA polymerase II-specific; zinc ion binding; transcription cis-regulatory region binding. NCBI's taxonomy places the organism in Eukaryota, Fungi, Ascomycota, Sordariomycetes, Hypocreales, Bionectriaceae. Gene Ontology annotation, biological process: DNA-templated transcription; regulation of DNA-templated transcription. The record is from RefSeq and is a predicted model, not a curated record. Gene Ontology annotation, cellular component: nucleus. Bases 177 to 2102 code for a protein of 641 amino acids.
CGAUAACCAGCCAGCCAAUCUCCUAUCUGCAUAUGACGGCCUAUCGUUUUGAUUGCCGCCCGGUGUUAUAAAGCCUACCGUCGGGCCGGUCUCUUCUACGUUCAAUCGUCCUGGCGGACUGCGAACGACUACAGCCCAGCACAAAUCAAUCGCUCCCAAGUCAGACAGCAGCGGCUAUGCCUGAGGAACGGAUUCGAUCGGCCCGGGCGUGCAUGCCCUGCAGGCGCAUCAAGACGAGGUGCAUGUUGCGGACGGGAGAGUCUCGAUGUCAGCGAUGUACGCGCAAGUCGCUGGACUGCGUGUUUCGGGAACAUCAGCGCGGGAGAAGGCCCGGCACAAGGUUUUCAAAGGACAAUGCCACAGCCUCCGUGACGCGAUCACCCUCCCAGUCUCCAGUGGCCCCCUACCCGCCCCAUGAACCAACGUCAACUGCUGCUGUCGCUGCUUCCACUGCGGCUGCAACGCCUGGCCCUUCACAGAUCUCUCAUUCCCGUCAGCAGGUGCUGGAUGCCCCGGGUUGGGAGACAGGACCCCUGCAGCCGUCGGGCCUGCUGGACCAUGCCAUGUCCCGGGGUCGCUUCUCGCUGCGCAACAUCCUCAGCACGACCGAUCCCGCCGUCCCCGACCGAGGCGCUGACCCAUUCUCCUCCCUGCCGUCCGCGGACCCUGUGCAGCGCGGCCUCCUUAGCUUGUCGGCGGCCUCGUCGCUCUUCAACAGCUUCAUGGCCAACUUGAACCCCUAUAUCAGCCAGCUGGACCCCCAGCUGCACACCCUCGCAUACGUUCGGCAUAAGUCGCCGUUUCUUGUGUCGGCUAUCCUGGCUGUCGCCGCCAGGGUCUUCAACCCGCCCCUGCAUGAGCGCCUGCUCUCGUAUGCCGAGGAUUUGCUGGUUGAUGGCUUCCGACGCGGGCGCAAGUCGACCGAGACGGCACAAGCUGUCGUGAUCCUGACGUACUGGAAGACGCCCGACGACGAUCGUGCCUGGAUCUCACUCGGCUAUGCCGUCCGCAUGGGCAUGGAGCUGGGCUGGCACCGGCUGACGCGGUACGCGGGUAGCAGCGCCGCUGGAAGCCCCAUGACAGAGAUGCAGAAGCUCGAGGUCCGCAACCGCGAGCGCACGUGGCACGUCCUCUUUGUGUACGAUCGGAGUAUGAGCCUCCAGACAGGCAAGCCUUGGAUAAUUGAGCGCAGUGACUUUACCGAGUCCGUAGAGGCGUGGUGCAAGGACCCGCUGGCGGCACCGGGCGAUUGUCUCUUGGGGGCCUUUGUCGUGUUGCGGCUCCUGACCUCGGAGGUGUUCAAGCUGCUGGGGGACCGUCCGACCAAGGGCGGCAGCGGCCGCCUCUAUCCUCUCGAGUCUUUGCUGGCCGUGAUUAAGGGGAGGAUUGAGGAGUGGGAAGCCAAAUGGAUUAAGGCGGCUUCGCAGGAGAGCUGUCAUCAAUUUCUCAUCCACUUCUAUGGAGCCCAUCUCCGUCUCCAGCUAUUCUCGCUACCGCUUCAGGAGGUCUUGUCGCGCAAGGAGCAGGAUCUCUUCCUCAACUUUGAGGCCUUCUGGACGAGCUACUCGAGCGCCCUCGAGAUGUUGCAUCUGCUGUGUCGCUUCUCGUCGUGCAUCCAUCUCGCCCAGGAUUCUGUUCACGUCAUGACUGCGUACUGCGUUACCUUUCUCAUUAAGAUCCUGUCUGUCCCGUCGUCUAUCACAGCACAGAUCGAACCCGAGAUUGGCGACGCCAUUCGAGGCGCCGCCCAAGCGCUGCGCCAACACCCAGUCUUGCCAGGCACGAGCUGCGCCCUACAAGCCGAGUUCCUCGACAGGAUCAUCGCCCGGUAUUUUGUGAGGAAAGGUGAGCAAGCCCAUGCUCAAUCCACUCCUGUUGCCCGCAAGGAACAGCCAGGCCACAUGCACAAGUUGCCUAGUGACGGAGGAGUUUCUCUCAUGCGAGACUGGACCAUUGCUGCCACGUCGAUGCCGGGCCCGGCCGUCUUCUUCGAUGACGACGACUUUGGGGGCCUUGACGCCAUUUUCGGUGAGGGCGCCCUCUGGGGUGGUGCGGCGACAGAAUCUGUACCUCCGGCCCAGGAGGGUGGCUUCUACACGUAGACUAUGUGAGCAGCGUCCAACGAGGCAAUGGUGAAUCUCAGCUGUAUGUGUGCAUGUAACAUGAGCAUCAUCAUGGAUUGGAAGCUGU